Messenger RNA from Alternaria atra, 1170 nucleotides. RefSeq lists its product as uncharacterized. The record is from RefSeq and is a predicted model, not a curated record. Gene Ontology annotation, cellular component: plasma membrane. The transcript is spliced from 2 exons. Gene Ontology annotation, biological process: transmembrane transport. The coding region runs from base 1 to 1170 and encodes 389 amino acids. Gene Ontology annotation, molecular function: water channel activity. Lineage: Eukaryota; Fungi; Ascomycota; Dothideomycetes; Pleosporales; Pleosporaceae.
AUGGCGCUCAAGAACAUCCUUCCGCUACACAAGAAGGAUUCGCCCCCAGCGUCUCACAAGCCAAAAACCUUACCAAAAGAUGGUGCUCCUCCAGGUCAUCCCACAAGAUCGGGUUUCCUGCCCAACCGGUGGCGCAAUGAACUUGUUGCCGCUGCAGCAGAGUUUGCAGGCACAUUUAUGUUCCUGUUCUUCGCGUUUGGAGGAACGAGUGUAGCCAACACAGCAGCGACAUACAGCAAUCGAACAACCUCUGGGCAAAACAACAACAGCAUCACACAGGCGCCGGACACCAGUGUGCUGCUAUACAUCAGUCUAAUCUUUGGCUUUAGCCUGAUGGUCAAUGUGUGGGUAUUCUUCAGAGUGAGUGGAGGAUUGUUCAACCCUGCUGUGACACUCGGACUCUACCUCAUCGGAGCUAUUCCAGCCGUUCGCGCAUGCCUCUGUUUCCUGUCCCAAAUGCUCGCUGGUAUGGCCGCCGCCGGUGUAAUCCAAGCCAUCAUUCCGGGUCCUCUCAAUGUCUCCACGACGCUUGGUGCAGGCGUCUCUGCCGCUCGUGGUGUCUUCCUCGAGAUGUUUCUCACAUCACUCCUUGUCUUCACAAUCUUCAUGCUCGCGGCUGAGAAGCACAAGGCUACAUACUUGGCACCGAUUGGCAUCGGUCUCGCGCUUUUCGUGGCAGAGAUGGUUGGUGUGUUUUUCACAGGUGGCAGUCUGAAUCCCGCGAGGAGUUUCGGGCCUUGCGUCGUCACACAUAACUUCCCAGGCUAUCAUUACAUUUACUGGUUCGGACCGCUGAUGGGUACUUUGCUCGCUUUCGGCAUGUACCGCAUCGUCAAGUUGGUGGAGUACCAGACCGUCAACCCAGGCCAGGACUUUGACGACCACGAGGCUGCGCUGUUCCAGCCACCGGAGGACCCGGAGACGGCCUCUCAGGUUGAGCGUCCGAAUGUUGCGGCGCUUGCCAUGGCGGAUGCAAUGAACCUGGCAAGCAGGACCAACUCUGGGUUCAGCGAAGGCCCGCAGAGUUCACACGGCAUAGACGAGAGGUUGGAUAGCAGAGAUUCUGAGAACGGGAAGUCUUCAUUGUCAAGGUCUCCUCGGCAAGAGCAGGAGUUGCUGGAAAAGACAGGUCAUGCACCAGCAGCCAACGGUGAACAUCAUAAUUGUUAG